Molecule: messenger RNA, 2435 nt
Organism: Eublepharis macularius
Lineage: Eukaryota; Metazoa; Chordata; Lepidosauria; Squamata; Eublepharidae
Gene: CCDC106
Product: coiled-coil domain containing 106
Exons: 7
Coding region: 184-1161 (325 amino acids)
Cellular component (GO): nucleoplasm
Source: RefSeq, a predicted model, not a curated record
CGCCGCACUUUAGGGACGCUCCCUGCUCGGCUCCUUGCUUGGGAGCUUCGCUGCGGAUGCGGCCAGAGGUCCAAGGUAUCUGGAGUCAUUUGCAGGUGGACAGGCAGCUGUGUGGAGGCUGGAGCCCUGAGAGUCAUCCUGGCUCAGGCUGGCAAUAUCCGUCCCCCCCGAGGUAGGAGGACAAUGAGUGAGAAUAAUCAUCAUCACCAACGGUCAGGUAUGGGUAGAGGACGUCGUGCAAAGCAAGUGAAAGAAGACAGUGAAACUUCUGAAAUAUCCAUACCCCUCAAUGAGCCACAGCAGAUGGAGUCACAAAUGCAAGCUCAGCAGCAGUUAUAUUACGGCCUGAGUCCCCCACAGAAUUUUGAUGAGGCUCCUGAGAUGUCAGCUCCCUCGCUGACUCUGGUGACAAGCAUGAGGACACAGUUGCACAUGGCCCUAGAGAGGAACUCCUGGUUGCAGAAGCGAAUUGAGGACUUGGAAGAAGAACGGGACUUCCUGCGUUGCCAGUUAGACAAGUUCAUCUCCUCUGCCCGUCUAGAUGCUGACGACCACUGCCGCAGUAAACAGCCCGCACGAAGGUCUGAGAUAUCUGAGAGUCGGAAUGGGGAUGUGACAGAUGAUGACAGCUUGGGAUCUUGGCUGAGUGCCAGCCCUGAAGAAGGGGGCUCUGCAGAGCAUAAGAAACAGAAAGGAGGGGUUAAUCGGCGGCGCUUUGUCAAGCCUAAAGUCCGCGAGAGGCAGAGGGUCAAAGACGUGGACGGGGUGUUGUGCCGCUACAAGAAGAUCCUCUACACUUUUCAGAAGCUGCAAAGCAUGAGCCGGGCCUUUGAACACCACCGAGUGGACCGGAACACGGUGGCUCUGACGACACCCAUAGCCGAGCUCCUCAUUGUGGCUCCUGAAAAGCUGGCUGAGGUGGGUGAAUUUGACUCCUCCAAGGAGCGCCUGCUGGAGUAUUCCCGACGCUGUUUCAUGGCACUGGAUGACGAGACACUCAAGAAGGUCCAAGCUCUCAAGAAAAGCAAACUCCUUCUGCCCAUCACCUACCGAUUCAAGCGGAAAACAGACUCCCCUGGCCCGGCUGCCAGCAACCCCCUGCCCUUGCCUGCCACACCACCCAAGCUGCAUUUACCCAUUGCCGAUUGCUUAAAGCGAUGAUUUCCUGCCUCAGUAUCAGGAACCCACUUUCUCAGCUCUUCAACCCUCUAUCCCAGUUAGGAUAGACUGCCCCCCCCCGCUUUGUUCCCCAGGACUGUCCUCCAUUUCUUAUCAGCCAUUUCCCCUACCCCCUUUUUCUUUUCAGUGGUUUGUAAAAUGCCAAAUGGAAGACCCUGUUUCAGGGCAGGGUUGGCCCACCUUUAAGGGAAGCAGGAUGCUUUAUUUUGAAGCCAGCACUUCAGGGAACGUUCUUGAGGCAUGCACUUUGAACAGAUCUUCAGUCACUAUAGCAUUUGUGGCACAUCAACAACUUGAAAAGGGUUGAGGACGCACUUAGUAUGCAGUUUACAAAAAAUCUCCAUCUUACUACCUGCAGGAUUUUCUUACUGCCCGUAGGAGUGGCCUAUUCCCAAGCCUGUUUUAACAACUCCAGAACACUGAGUCAUGGUGUUUCUGGAUGUUGCUUAGAGUUGCUAGGUCAUCCCGUGGAGACAAUGCUUGUCUGCUCUCAGAAUUUAGUAGACUGAGAAAAUAAAGCCACUGCCUAUCCUAUCUGAUUGCUCUACCCAUCUCUGUAGCUUACUGUGGGCUCAUAUUGGAGACUGGAGGUCAUGAGAGAAGGAAGGCGAUACAGAAUAGAUUUCAAAAGUCCUGAUCAUUGAGCGUGUUUUUUCAAAGUCUUUGGUGUAUGCUACUGGUAUCCUCUCAAGCUCCUUAGAUGGAGAAACUAACUGCAACAUUCAGCACCUUCCAAACACUUCCCUAUUCUUUCCCAAAGAUGUUCCCCUGGUCCCACGGGAUCUCUUUACCUCAUGGUUGUUCUGAGAAGCAUCCAUGCAAACCACUGCCCUUUCCUCCCUAGCUAUUAUCCCAAUCCAGAGCUGGCUUUAUUUCAUUGGCACUUUUAUGCCAUUUACACUCCUUCCCCCCUCCCUCUGGUCUCUAAGACAGGGUGUGUGUGUGUUUUCUUAUACUUCUGUGGCUUCAAGCUGCUGCUGUGUGUGUGUGUCACAAGCGUGCAAGGAUUUCGACUGUGUGUUGCCUGCUUCUUAGGGAGGCCUUCUUUCUAUUCAGUGUCAUUAAUGGACUGUUUCUACUGUGCCUGUAAUUUCUCAGUCUUUCCCCCCAUGUUUAAAAAAAAUUAUAAAAAAGAAAAUCUUUAAAAAAAAACCAAUUUACUAAGAGAAUUUAAAUUAAACAGAGUUUUGAAUAAAACCAAAGAGUGUAUGGUUCAGUUUUUAUACAUGCUUGAUAUUUCCUAUAAUUGCAGAAUC